AUGGCCAAAGUUGGAAAACUAACAAAGCUCAAGUCAGCAAUCAAGAGAUGGCCCUCAUUGACGAAGCUCAGCCGCAGCAACAGCUCUGUCUCUUCCAACAAAGGAGCCACCGGAGCAUCCUCUUCAUCCAAGGAACAUGCACAUGAACAAGAACUUCAUGCUGUUUAUGUUGGCAAAUCUAGGAGACGCUACCUGGUAAACUCCGAAGUAAUCGACCACCCUGUGUUUCAGGAGCUGGUGGAUAGGUCUUCAUCUCAUGAUGAUGGGGUGGUGGUGCCCUGUGAGGUUGUGCUGUUUGAGCACUUGCUGUGGAUGCUUGAAAGCGAAGAGACCCAGUUGGGGUCCAUGGAUGAGCUGGUUGAGUUCUACUCUUGUGCAUGCUGA
Molecule: messenger RNA, 384 nt
Organism: Sphenostylis stenocarpa
Lineage: Eukaryota; Viridiplantae; Streptophyta; Magnoliopsida; Fabales; Fabaceae
Source: the annotation of a GenBank genome assembly